Messenger RNA from Lottia gigantea (owl limpet), 1962 nucleotides. RefSeq lists its product as hypothetical. Gene Ontology annotation, cellular component: plasma membrane; cytosol; cytoplasm. Bases 1 to 1962 code for a protein of 653 amino acids. The record is from RefSeq and is a predicted model, not a curated record. The transcript is spliced from 6 exons. Gene Ontology annotation, biological process: cellular response to unfolded protein; vesicle-mediated transport; protein refolding. Lineage: Eukaryota; Metazoa; Mollusca; Gastropoda; Lottiidae. Gene Ontology annotation, molecular function: heat shock protein binding; ATP binding; ATP hydrolysis activity.
AUGGCGAAGGCACAGGCAGUAGGAAUCGAUUUAGGGACCACAUACUCUUGUGUGGGUGUUUUUCAACAUGGAAAAGUUGAAAUUAUCGCCAAUGAUCAGGGUAACAGAACCACCCCUAGUUAUGUUGCUUUCACAGACACCGAACGAUUGAUUGGUGAUGCUGCAAAAAAUCAAGUUGCUAUGAACCCAGAAAACACAGUAUUUGAUGCUAAGAGACUAAUUGGUAGAAAGUUUGACGAUCAACACGUACAAAAUGACAUCAAACAUUGGCCAUUUACUGUUGUAAAUGAUAACACCAAACCAAAAAUUCAAGUACAAUACAAAAAUGAAUUGAAAACAUUUGCAGCAGAAGAAGUCUCAUCAAUGGUGUUGACUAAAAUGAAGGAAACCGCUGAAGCUUAUCUGGGAAAGAAAGUAUCGGAUGCUGUUGUCACAGUUCCUGCCUAUUUCAACGAUUCUCAAAGACAAGCCACUAAAGAUGCUGGUACCAUUGCUGGUUUAAAUGUUUUGCGUAUUAUCAACGAGCCUACAGCAGCUGCUAUUGCCUAUGGUUUAGAUAAAAAGGUUGGAGGUGAAAGGAAUGUCCUUAUCUUUGAUUUGGGAGGUGGAACUUUUGAUGUAUCUAUUUUGACCAUUGAAGAUGGUAUCUUUGAAGUGAAAUCUACGGCUGGUGAUACUCAUUUGGGUGGUGAAGAUUUUGAUAACAGAAUGGUCACCCAUCAUGUUACUGAAUUCAAGAGGAAACACAAGAAAGAUAUCAGUGACAAUAAAAGAGCUAUUAGAAGAUUAAGAACAGCUUGUGAAAGAGCAAAGAGAACCCUAUCCUCCAGUGCACAAGCUAAUGUAGAAAUUGAUUCUCUCUAUGAGGGUAUUGACUUUUACACCACUAUUACCAGAGCUAGGUUUGAAGAUUUAUGUUCAGAUCUGUUUAGAGGUACCCUAGAUCCAGUUGGUAAAGCCAUCUUAGAUUCUAAACUUCAAAAGAACCAAAUCGACGACAUUGUUUUAGUCGGUGGAUCCACCCGAAUUCCCAAAAUCCAGAAGUUGUUGAAAGAUUACUUUAAUGAUAAAGAAUUAUGUAAAAGCAUCAACCCUGAUGAGGCUGUAGCUUAUGGAGCAGCUGUACAAGCUGCCAUCUUAACUGGUGAUAAAUCUGAAGCUGUCCAAGAUCUCUUAUUGUUGGAUGUAGCUCCUCUUUCUCUUGGUAUUGAAACAGCUGGUGGUGUGAUGACUCCACUUAUUAAACGUAAUGUGACCAUCCCUACCAAACAAACCCAAGUGUUUACUACAUACUCUGACAACCAACCUGGUGUCCUGAUUCAAGUAUAUGAAGGAGAAAGAGCCAUGACGAAAGACAACAAUUUACUGGGUAAAUUUGAACUCAGUGGUAUUCCUCCAGCCCCACGUGGUGUUCCUCAGAUUGAAGUAACUUUUGACAUUGAUGCUAAUGGUAUUCUCAAUGUAUCUGCUGCUGAUAAGAGUACUGGCAAAGAGAACAAAAUCACCAUCACCAAUGACAAAGGUCGACUUAGUAAAGAUGAAAUUGAAAAGAUGGUUGCUGAAGCUGAGAAGUACAAGAAUGAAGAUGAGAACCAGAGAACCAGGAUUGCUGCCAAGAACAGUUUGGAAGGUUAUGCUUUCAAUAUGAAGACCACUGUGGAGGAUGAGAAGAUGAAAGAUAAGAUUAGUGAAGAGGACAAGAAAGUUAUCAUUGAUAAAUGUAAUGAUGUCAUUGCUUGGAUGGACUCAAAUCAACUCGCUGAUAAAGAUGAAUAUGAGCACAAACAGAAGGAAAUUGAAGGUGUAUGCAAUCCAAUUAUUACCAAACUAUACCAAGCAUCUGGAGGGGCUCCCGGUGGUAUGCCUGGAGGUAUGCCAGACUUCGGUGCUGCUGGAGCUGGUGCAGGAGCUGCUCCCGGUGGUGAUGGAUCUGGUGGGCCAACCAUUGAAGAAGUAGAUUAA